CAUGCCGAAGCCGGAUGUCGAGCCCGAAUCUGCAGGAGCUGAGAAUCGAGCACAGGCUACAAAUCAGAUUCAGUGCUGUGCGUUUAAUGCAGAUGGCUCAUACUUUGUCACUGGGAGUUCGGACAAGCUUGCCAGAGUUUGGGACGCAAGAAAGUGGGCGGACGAGUACACCGGAAGGCCAAAUCAUGAGCAUCCAGAAACAGAUGGUUUUAUCGCGGACGAGAAUCCCACUGAAGCUGUUUCGUCUGACGACAAACAGGGAUACAUAUGGAAGAAGGGGAAAGCAGCCAAGCGUGCUCGCAUGCCUUAUCACAGCAGCAGCAGCUCCGAAGAGGAUAAACUGGUAGACGUUCCUUGUGAUACCAAGAAAGGCCUUGAAGCGACUCGUGUAGAAAAUGGAGACACAAAGGUGGUGGCAAGGGCGAUCAUUAGCGAGUCCGAGUCGGAGAGGUCUCUUUCAGCUGACUACCUUGACGAACAGCAGAGACGAGAGCAGAAUCACACUCUAUGA
Messenger RNA from Selaginella moellendorffii, 511 nucleotides. RefSeq lists its product as uncharacterized. Gene Ontology annotation, molecular function: protein binding. NCBI's taxonomy places the organism in Eukaryota, Viridiplantae, Streptophyta, Lycopodiopsida, Selaginellales, Selaginellaceae. The transcript has 3 exons. The record is from RefSeq and is a predicted model, not a curated record. The coding region runs from base 2 to 511 and encodes 169 amino acids.